UCGUCUUCUAAAAGCCCACUAUAGGCUCUCCCCAACAUAAAUCACGAAUCAAAACCAAAGGGAAAAGCACACAAAGAGAAAAAUAUCAAAAUCUUAGAGGGAAAUUGAAGGAUGAGCCGUGGAAGUGGAGGCGGAUACGAUCGACACAUAACGAUCUUCUCUCCGGAAGGACGUCUCUACCAAGUUGAAUAUGCGUUCAAGGCUGUUAAGGCUGCCGGAAUCACCUCGAUUGGCGUCCGAGGGGCGGAUUCAGUCUGUGUUGUUACUCAGAAGAAAGUUCCCGACAAGCUUUUGGAUCAGACAAGCAUCACCCAUUUGUUUCCCAUUACUAAGUACCUCGGUUUGUUGGCCACUGGCAUGACAGCUGAUGCAAGGACUUUGGUUCAACAAGCAAGAAAUGAGGCUGCUGAGUUCCGUUUUAGAUAUGGAUACGAAAUGCCUGUUGAUGCUUUGGCACGAUGGAUUGCAGACAAGUCUCAGGUUUACACACAACAUGCAUAUAUGAGACCACUUGGCGUAGUUGCAAUGAUAUUGGGCAUUGAUGAAGAGAAAGGUCCUCAGCUCUUCAAGUGUGAUCCUGCUGGUCAUUUUUUCGGUCAUAAGGCAACAAGCGCUGGUGGGAAAGAGCAAGAAGCGAUUAACUUUUUAGAAAAGAAGAUGAAAAAUGAUCCUGCAUUCUCCUUUGAUGAAACUGUGCAGACUGCAAUUUCAGCUCUGCAAUCUGUUCUACAGGAAGAUUUCAAGGCCAGUGAAAUUGAGGUUGGUGUUGUGAGGAAAGAAGAUCCAGUUUUCAAGGUUUUGUCAACUGAAGAAAUUGACGAGCAUCUGACUGCAAUCAGUGAGCGCGACUAACCCAGAUGAGUUACAUUGUAUGCUGAUGAUGGGUAGCGAGUUGUGGGUGUUCUUAUUGUAUACGGAUAAUCAUACAAUACAUUUCCCUUGGAUCCAUGUUCAUUUGAUGGCUGCAGUCGAUCAUAAAAUUUAUGCACCUCAUUUGUUCUGUUGGUUAUCAUAUACGAAAACAAGCAUACUUUAGUCCCCUUGAUAUCAUAGUCCUGCAUAGACUGCGCUCAUGUCUGUUUUCUGUCUUGAAGCAAAUUGGCUUGUGCCUUUGCCAUGUCAUGAAGAGUGGUAUAUCUCUCCUCGUUGCUGACUAUACUGAUAAUUGACCUGUUUAUUCUCUCAUAAAAAAUAUGAAAUAUGGAGUUGAGGUUUUCUUUA
Molecule: messenger RNA, 1221 nt
Organism: Sesamum indicum (sesame)
Lineage: Eukaryota; Viridiplantae; Streptophyta; Magnoliopsida; Lamiales; Pedaliaceae
Product: proteasome subunit alpha type-6
Biological process (GO): ubiquitin-dependent protein catabolic process
Cellular component (GO): proteasome core complex; proteasome core complex, alpha-subunit complex
Source: RefSeq, a predicted model, not a curated record